Molecule: messenger RNA, 2729 nt
Organism: Patella vulgata (common limpet)
Lineage: Eukaryota; Metazoa; Mollusca; Gastropoda; Patellidae
Exons: 12
Coding region: 167-2335 (722 amino acids)
Source: RefSeq, a predicted model, not a curated record
GUGUUAUUGUCGAGGAUCUUUUCCGUUUUAUCUCACGCUUUAAUUCUAUAAGUGACUUCAAUAUGGUUUAUCUUGAAUCGAAUUUCCGCCUAAAGUUAAUCCAUAGCUUCAUUUGUGAAUUUGAGGAUUGACUAUCGUAUUAUACUACUACUAUCAUUAUGCAACUAUGAACAAGUGGAAGAUGGAUUCGUCAGCAUAUGGACACAUAUGGGGAGAAAAGACAACCAGUCCACCUCCCCGACAGGAACAACAAGGGAGCGAUGACAAGACAUAUGAUAAUCCUAAGCCCAUUCCCAAACCCAGAGUGAAAACUAUUAAUUCAAACAAGGAAAAUGACUAUGGAAUUGCCAGAGAAGCCGGAGCGAAAUCAAACGAUGUUACAGAAAAUGACUAUGGAAUUGUCAGAGAAGCCGGAGCGAAUUCAAACGGUGAACCCGACAUAUUUACACUCCCCCCUCGUCAGGAACUACAAGGUAGCUUUGCUGUCGUCACCAAAGAACAAAUUAGAAGUACUUUACCAAGAAGAGAUGACCUUUUUAAUAUGAUGAAAACUAUGAAUGCAAAAAGUAAUAAUGGGCCAGAAAAGAAUGUAAAAGAAGAUGUACAAGAAUAUAACAAGGCGGUAGAUUUCAAUGUCUUUCUUCUGGAAACUCAAAACGAUAAGGUACGAGGAGUGCUUGAGUUGUCGACUCUGCAUCAUAAUGUAGUUGACAAGGUUCGGACUCGUAUCGUCUGUCUGUUUGACGUCAGUGGUAGCAUGUUGCUCAAAUGUGGAAAGAAGAAAAUAGAUUCAAAGUUAACAUCAUUAAAAAAAAUGGUAGUGGAUUUGAUCGAUGCAUUGGAACACAAUGAAGAUUAUUUGGGUUUGGUAACUUUUGCUGAAGAAGCCAAGACCAUUAUACCCCUAUCACUGAUAACUGAAUCUAAUAGGGCGUCAAUAAAGAAGACUAUUGAAACAAUGGACCAAAAAUAUUCUAGUCGUACUGAUUUAUGUACAGGUCUGAUAACAGCUAUAGAUAUGUUAAAACAAGAAGACGAGGCAACAAAGUACAUAUACAGAAAUGCUAUUAUCGUAUUUUCUGACGGGGAGAUUAACAGUGGUAUUACAGACGUUGAUGCCCUCUUACACGCAACAAGAGAACGAAUACGACAAUGUAAACCGCAAUUAGCGCUCAAGUCAGACCAAUGGUUAAGUAUUUCUUGCGUUACUACUGGUGGUAAUGUGUCGGAGGCCAUGUAUCUCUUGUCCAAAUUCUGCGGUAAUGAUGCUUAUUACUACAUAGACAGCAAUACCGUCAACCCUCAAACUGAUAUGAUGAUUCCGGUGCUACUCAGAAAGUCAGCCAUUGCACAGUUCUUAACCAUGACCGUGUUGACAGAAAAUGGUGCUGAGCUCGAUCCGAAUAAUUGUACAUGGGAACAUAGUAUCCGAAGAAAACACAGACCUAUCUCAAGAGCAACAGAAAGCGUAAAAAUCAGCUAUUAUUUACAUGAUAUGCCUGCUGGAUCCCAGAAACAUUUCGCCGUUGAGGUUGAUUUAAAAAACUACAGGAUACACGAAUCUCCAGAUUUGUUGAAUGUUGAAUUAGAAUUUGUGGACAACAAGGGAAAUAUUCAAACCACCACGAAGCGUGUUAAAUUUAAUGACAUUCUAACCCAGACAUCGUCACCCACUGAAUAUGAAAAGGGCGUUAUUCUUCUUGCAAAAAAUGACAUUCGUUUUUCUAUGCAGGCAUCAUGUAGGAAAACAGCCAAUAUAAUCAGCGAAAAGGAUGGGUCGAGUCCAGAAGCAGUUCUUGAAGAUGGAAUUCUUGACAUCAAGAAGCUGACCGAGAGUUAUGCUGAUAGAGCCAGACAACCAGAAACAAAACAAACCAUUCAUAUUUACGGACGAGAGGUGGUUAAAAAUAUGAGUAAACUGUUAGAAACUAUUACCAAAUCUUCUCGAGGAGAUGGACAUAAAUGGACAAAAAUAAAAGCAGUAUCUUCGUCCAUCUCCCGAGAAACUCCUAAUGUCUCAAAUCUAGUCACCGGAGCAGGCAACCUGUGUCCGUUACCGGCAGUUUCAGACUGCGCUACGAACAGGAUGCGAGCUCUGGCCUUAAAGAUCUUCCAGGACCAAAGAGCAGACGCAGAGAUGUAUAAGAAAUAUGGUGACAAACUUAAGGGCGCAGCGUCGGAUAUUGUACAGAGUAUGGGGCAGAUAAUUGAUGUUCUUAACGCUUCGGGUACGCUACAACGUAAUUCAACAAAAAACGCGACAACAGAACAAGCCAAUACUGAUGAUGAAGAAUAUGACUUUAUUAAACUUGCCAAGGGUAUCGCGUCUUCAUAAAAUAUUUAAAUAGUUAUAGUAUUCUCAAUAACCCAAUAUAAUGCGCAGUGAUAUUGGAAAUAGAUAAUUUGUUUCACAACAUGGACUGCUUGGCUUCAUUAUCCUUUGACCGUAGCUUUUGUGUCUGUCGCGUUUAAAUCAAACAUCUUAACAGAUGCAUUUUCUUACCAAAUUGUACAUUUUUAUCGAUUAGAUCGAUCUAUUUAUAUGUAUAUAUUUAUCCCUUUUCACUUUAGAGGACAAUGAGUGGAAUAACUUCUUUAUUUAAAAGUGCCUCAGUUCUUUUUGAUCUCAUUUGCAAGCUUGCCAGGUUAUUCGCUAAACAAAGUUACAAACACAAUGCAUAUUGAUGCAUAUUAGACAAAAGAAUAAAUUAUUGUUGUGCGAAUAUCAA